GAGAAACAUACAAUUGGUGAGUUGGGGGAUGUGAUCUACGAAAGUGUUUUAGAUUGCUUACAACCACAUUCAAAUCUUCAAAAGAUAUAUAUUGAUGGAUAUGGUGGAGUGAAUUUAUGUAAUUGGGUAUCCGUUAAGUUCCUCGAUUGUCUUGUCACUAUACGUCUUCAUGAUUGUGAAAGAUUACGACAUCUCCCUAGAUUUGAUCAAUUUCCUAAUCUCAAGCGUCUUGAGCUUUGUGACUUACCCAACGUCGAGUACAUUAUUGUGAACAAUAAUGAUUCUGUUUCUUCAUCAACAAUUUUUCCAUCCUUGAAUGAAUUAGAGAUUUCGAAGAUGCCUAAGUUGGUGAGCUGGUGCAAGGGUACAACCUCAACCAAAUCUCCUACAAUAAUAUUUCCUUACCUUUCUUGUUUGAGGAUUUAUGGUCGUCGCCCACUACAUAUGUUGAAGUUUUGGCAUGCACCUAAUUUGAAAACGUUGCUCAUCUUUGAUUCAGAGGAUGAGUUGAAUGUUGUACCAUUGAAAACUUAUGAAAACCUCACCUCUCUAAGUCUUCGCAACUUGAGUAAAUUGGAGUACUUCCCCGAGUGUUGGCAACAUUGCAUGACAUCUCUGCAAUUUCUUUAUUUAAGCUAUUGUGAAAAUUUAAAGAGCCUAGCAGAAUGGUUUGGCAACCUCACCUCACUCACACAAUUACAUAUUAUUUCUUGUGGAAAGCUAACUAUGCUACCAGAAGGAAUUGGCAACCUCACCUCACUUACAAUAUUAGUAAUUUUUAAUUGUGAAAAGCUAGCUUUACUACCGGAAGGGAUUCAACACCUCCAUAAUUUACAAAACUUAACAAUAGAUGAUUGUCCCAUAUUGAAAGAAAGGUGCAAGAAAGGCAAAGGAGAAGAUUGGCCAAGAUCGCCCAUAUUCCAAAAGUUUCUCUUAGAUGAAUUUAUUAACUUCAUUGAGAUUCAUUGCUGGAGGUUGAAAAGUGCUGAUUUAUUGAACUGUAUGGUUUAUGCUAAGCUAUGGAAAGACUUUCAUUCACAACAAGUUUAAGCUUUUCUUUUGGCCAAUCUUUCCCUUAAUGAUAAACUUCUGUUGAGUAAGAGAUAGGAUGAGAUUGCUAAGCAUGUGUGUCAACCUAGUUUAAGAUAUCCGGUGUGUAUCUUUUAUCCUUCUCUAUAUAUCCCUUAGUUUAUUGUUAAAAAACUGAUACAUUGUUAUUUGUUGUAUACCUUAUUACUAUUGAUAGUGGAGAUUUUGACUACGGUCACGUGGUUUUUUACUCCUCAACUUGAGGAUGUUUUCCACGUUAAAA
Cucumis melo (muskmelon) is the source of this 1312-nucleotide messenger RNA. RefSeq names its product putative disease resistance protein RGA1. The annotation marks the transcript as partial. Lineage: Eukaryota; Viridiplantae; Streptophyta; Magnoliopsida; Cucurbitales; Cucurbitaceae. The transcript is spliced from 3 exons. The record is from RefSeq and is a predicted model, not a curated record.